Molecule: messenger RNA, 1674 nt
Organism: Salvelinus namaycush (lake trout)
Lineage: Eukaryota; Metazoa; Chordata; Actinopteri; Salmoniformes; Salmonidae
Product: sodium/potassium/calcium exchanger 3-like
Exons: 16
Coding region: 1-1674 (557 amino acids)
Biological process (GO): calcium ion transmembrane transport; intracellular calcium ion homeostasis
Cellular component (GO): membrane
Molecular function (GO): calcium channel activity; calcium, potassium:sodium antiporter activity
Source: RefSeq, a predicted model, not a curated record
AUGCAGGAGGAGUGGACAGAAGACAACCAGACACUGGACCUUCCUAGACCAGCCAUCCAUGAGUUUCCAGAAGAUAUCUUCACCAAGGAGGAGCUGAAAGGAGGAGCAGUGCUGUUACAUGUGCUGUGUGCUAUCUACAUGUUCUACGCUCUUGCUAUUGUCUGUGAUGACUACUUUGUCCCUUCCCUGGAGAAAAUAUCAGAGAACCUGCAGCUCAGUGAGGAUGUGGCAGGGGCAACCUUCAUGGCUGCAGGAAGCUCAGCACCAGAGCUCUUUACCUCUCUCAUUGGUGUGUUCAUCACUAAAGGAGACGUGGGGGUCGGCACCAUCGUGGGUUCAGCUGUCUUCAACAUCCUGGUCAUCAUUGGUGUUUGUGGCAUCUUUGCGGGCCAGACGGUGGUUCUGACGUGGUGGUCUCUGUUCAGGGACUCCACCUACUACAUCUUCUCUGUGCUGGCUCUCAUCCUGGUUAUAUACGAUGCAAAAGUUGUCUGGUGGGAGGCCGUGCUCCUAAUGACCAUGUAUGGAGUUUACAUUCUUAUCAUGAAGUUCAACUCCCAGAUCAGGGGAUGUGUGCAACGUCGGUUUGGGGGCCCGGGUCAGUGCUGCCUUGUCAGUGAGGGACUCAGAGAUGAGGAGAUGGCAGAGGACGGACUCACCUGUAACACCAACAUGGUGCUGCUCAGGAAAGGACAACCCCAGGGUCAGGAGUCUCCUCCGGUGGUGAUGGUGGACGAGCUCCUGAUCCUCAACCCCCACCAGCUGUCCUUCUCCGAGGCCGGCCUGCGCAUAAUGAUCAGCCCCCACUUCUCCCCUCGCACCAGGCUCACCAUGGCAGGCCGUGUGCUCAUCAGUGAGAGACAGAGAUUGAUCAGGAGUCCCAACAGCCAGCUGGACGGGGAGGCCAGCCCAGCGGCAGGGGGCACCCCUCUAAAGGGGUUGGGCUCUGGAGGUCUGGAGAAUGGGGGCAGUGUGGAGAAGCAGACCCCUGACAGGGCCAGGGUAGGGGAUGCAGGGGCAGAGAAGCCAGGAGCGGAGGGCUGUCACACUGAGGAAGAGGAGGAUGAUGAUGAUGGGCCAUUCAGGCCUCUGCAUUGGCCAGGGGGUUGCUGUGCGCGGGUCAAGUGGCUGAUCUCGUGGCCCCUGGGCCUGCUGCUGUACUGCACUGUGCCUAACUGUGUGUACCCACGCUGGCACCGCUGGUUCAUGGUCACCUUCGUGGCCUCCACCCUGUGGAUAGCCAUCUUCUCCUACCUCAUGGUGUGGAUGGUCACCAUCAUCAGCUACACACUAGACAUCCCAGACUACAUCAUGGGCAUCACCUUCCUGGCAGCGGGCACCAGUGUGCCAGACUGCAUGGCCAGCCUCAUUGUAGCUCGGCAAGGUUUGGGGGACAUGGCGGUGUCUAACUCCAUUGGCAGUAAUAUCUUUGACAUCCUGUUGGGGCUGGGUUUUCCCUGGGCUCUGCGCACUCUGGUGGUGGACAACGGAUCAUUGGUCUACAUCAAUAACAAGGGCCUGGUGUAUUCUGUCGUCCUGCUGCUGGCCUCUGUCUUCCUCACAGUCAUGAGUGUCCAUCUGAACCACUGGAAGCUGGACCGCCGUCUGGGCCUGGGGCUGAUAUUACUCUAUGCCAUCUUCCUGCUCUGCUCCAUCUUCUUUGGGCAGAUGUGA